CCAAUCUCUAUUUUAAAAAUUUAAAAGCUACAAUUAAUUUAUUUUAUUCAUCUUUCCUACACUACAGGUGUUGAUGUCAUUCAAAUGGCCAAAAGACAAGUGCUUUCUUCAGCAGCAAUUGUAGGCAUUGCAGUGGGUGGAGUACUACUUCUGCUCUUCAUAAUCGAUUUGCUCUGCUGCAUGACAGUGCGUAUGGGUGUUAUGGCCACAAUGUGUCGACGAGCGAAGCGAUCACCAUCAGAAAUUGAUGAUGAAGCCAGAUUGGGCAGUGGGCAGUUAGUUAAGGAGCCACCACCAUCACCGCUACCACUACCACCACCAGUUAAGCUUGGUGGAUCACCAAUGACAUCGCCAUUAGAUGAGAAGCAACCUCUGCAAACACCGACUGGCAGCAUAAAACAGAAUUCGACAGUGGAAUUCGAUGGAAAAUUUGUGCACUCACGCAGCGGUGAAAUAAUUGGCAAGAAUUCGGCAGUGUGAAUGGAAUUCUAAAAAGCUCCCAUCAACGCCAGAAUCCUGUGAAGGCAUUUAGAGUGGAAAAAACGUAUUUAAAGUUAAAUUAUAGAAAAAACCGACUUAAACAAAAAAUAGAAAAAUAAACAAAAACUAAA
Teleopsis dalmanni is the source of this 611-nucleotide messenger RNA. Its product is annotated as fasciclin-2-like. The transcript is spliced from 3 exons. The coding region runs from base 85 to 480 and encodes 131 amino acids. The record is from RefSeq and is a predicted model, not a curated record. NCBI's taxonomy places the organism in Eukaryota, Metazoa, Arthropoda, Insecta, Diptera, Diopsidae.